AAUAAAACCCCCACCUGACAGCACACCCUUCUAUCCUAGAUCAACGAUUCGAGGGCUUCAGAUCGCAUUUUACGUUAUCCUUGCGAUUAGCUCCUCAAAAGUCGAUAUGGCUGAGGUUAGCCCCUUCGCCGAGUUCUUGGGGCAGGCGAUCUACCAGUUCACGGCCGUAAAGCCUCUUCUGCCAACAUACGGACAUCUGCUCCUCUCGGUUCUAUUCCCUAUCUACAUUGGCUCCCACGCCUCGCUCUCACGGCCAUCUUCUGCAGCAGAGCCGCCCAAAAAAUCCAAAGAUGCUGAUGGCGAUGAAUCGGAUGAUGAAGACGAAGACGAAGACGACGAAGAACAAGGCAACGACCGAAAGAUGGAAGGCCUUGCACCGAGCGACGCUUUGGUCUUCCCUCUGACAGCUGGUCUCACACUUGGAGGAUUGUAUGUUGUGAUGAAUUGGAUGGGACCUGAUAAAUUGAACAAGAUAUUAGGCUUCUACUUUUCUCAGAUGGGCAUUUUCUUUGCCAUGGCUUUCCUGAAAGACAGCCUUUCGGUGCUAAGGUCCUUUGUAUUUCCCCGGAAAUAUAGCAAAGCAGGCAAAACCUGGAAGGCCAGGCAGUCGGAUCGUGUUUUCACACUUGCACAGGAAGGUUCAACUACUUCAGAAUCUCUGGAAUCGCAGAGUUCUCCUCUCCCAGGUAUAUUUGGCUCUAUCCCAUUGCCAGGAUGGAUUCUCAGCCUUCUUUGGACCUGUCGGAGCUUGAUAUAUCAACGAGCCAAACUUCGGAUCCAUCUACGCCGCAUAUUCAAAAUGGACUGCUCAGUUGGCCUCUUGGACCUCAUUAGUCUCGGCCUGGCUUUGCCCGCAAUUGGUUAUUUCACCUUCGUUAUGAAGCCUUGGUGGUUGACUAAUUUCUUGGGCUUUAGCUUCUGCUACGGAACUCUCCAGUUCAUGUCGCCAUCUAGCUUUGUCACCGGAUCGCUCAUUCUGAGCUCAUUGUUCUUCUACGAUAUCUACUUCGUUUAUUUCACUCCAUUGAUGGUAACCGUUGCAAAAGGCCUGGACGUUCCCAUCAAGCUCGUCUUUCCUCGCCCCGCUGGACCCGAUGCACCUCCAGAUGCUGUCUCUUUGGCUAUGAUAGGAUUGGGUGACAUCAUUAUUCCGGGCAUGAUGAUUGGAUUGGCCCUGCGUUUUGAUCUCUUCCUCUAUUACAAGAGAAAGGGAAUACAGAAGGCUCAGGCAGAAGGCAAGAUCCAGGACAUCGUUAGACCAGUGUAUCAAUCUGCAACUGGAGGAUGGGGAGAGCGGUUCUGGAUAUCGUCCGUCGCCACGAGCCAGCCCACCUUGGAACCUCCUUAUCACGAUGCUAGGUCUUUCCCUAAGACGUACUUCAAAACCAGUAUGGUUGGGUACAUAAUUGGCAUACUUGUAACGCUCACCAUCAUGCAAUGCUUCGACCAUCCCCAACCUGCUCUUCUUUAUUUGGUACCUGGAGUCUUGAUUUCCUUGUGGGGAACUGCUUUUGUCAAAGGUGACCUCGAAGAGAUGUGGGAAUUCACUGAUGCCGACGAGGAAGAGGAUGAUAGCGAAGAAAAGGCCGAGAAGCAGGUUGAGGAAGCUCCCGCUACGAACGUUGGUUUCUUCCGCCGCAUUCUGUCAGGAAAAGCCAAUGCCACGAAGAAACUUAGGAAAUCAGAACCAUCUUCUAGAAAGCCUGAUGAAAAGGAAAGCGCAACUGAGGCAAAGGGACAUCGCGGCGAAGAGCCAAAGAAACCCUCGAAAGGAAGCGACACCAAGAAUUUGGAGUUGUUUACAAUCUCAUUGUAUAUUCCCCAUAAGGGCAGGGCUGAUACGGCCGAUCAACCGAAAAGCCCAGCAAACGAUGAUAAAUCCAACGACGAUGAGAACUGGUCUAUUGUUGGUAAUGCACAGCAGGAAGAUGAGCCCCCCGCGAAACGGCGCCGAAGGAGCCCCAGGAACGCAGGCCCAGCUUCUCCCACAACAUGAGUACUAAACGAAUAUUACCGUGUUUAGCGUUGAUGGCGUCCUACCAUUUCUUGCUUACCUACAGCAGCAGUUGUAAC
Aspergillus alliaceus is the source of this 2073-nucleotide messenger RNA. RefSeq names its product aspartic endopeptidase. Gene Ontology annotation, cellular component: lumenal side of endoplasmic reticulum membrane; membrane; cytoplasmic side of endoplasmic reticulum membrane. Lineage: Eukaryota; Fungi; Ascomycota; Eurotiomycetes; Eurotiales; Aspergillaceae. The coding region runs from base 362 to 1996 and encodes 544 amino acids. Gene Ontology annotation, molecular function: aspartic endopeptidase activity, intramembrane cleaving. The transcript has a single exon. Gene Ontology annotation, biological process: membrane protein proteolysis. The record is from RefSeq and is a predicted model, not a curated record.